Drosophila gunungcola (fruit fly) is the source of this 2205-nucleotide messenger RNA. RefSeq lists its product as uncharacterized. The transcript has 3 exons. The record is from RefSeq and is a predicted model, not a curated record. NCBI's taxonomy places the organism in Eukaryota, Metazoa, Arthropoda, Insecta, Diptera, Drosophilidae. Bases 1320 to 1925 code for a protein of 201 amino acids.
UUUAUUUUCAUUAAAAUUUUUUCUUUUUCAUGGCAUUGAGGCUUUUGUCUUUUUUACAAAUUUAACUCAAACACAAUUAUUCUCAAAUUAAAAUGUUUGGAGCAGGGCACAAUGAAUCCAAUGAGUCCCCGGAUAUUCAGAAGGAGUGGCAUCAGGGACAGAAGGCAGUUCAGCUGCUGGAUUUGCCGAUUGAUGUCUUGGAUAGGGUGAUGUCCCACUUGGACCCUUGGCACCACAAAAUGUGGCGUAGUGUAUCAGAGGAGCUGAAACAAGUGCACAAUUCGUUUAUCUUGCACCACCACAAGUGCUAUGAGGUGGCCCAUCGGGAAAUGCCAAUGGAGAGUAUCAGGGUGCGCGAUACAAGGAUCAUGCUGCAGAUCCUUCGGCAAUCUGUCGGUUACUUUGUCCACGAGGGUGUCGCCGAGUCGCACAUCGUUGACAGUCUGAUGACCUUCCACGAAGAGCUACCCUUAAGUUACAACGACGAAGGUAUCCCGAAGGCUGACCCCCUGACAAGAUUCCUUGGUCGAUUCCUGCUUGACCUGGAGUUAAGUACAGAUGACAAGAGAGAAGUUCAGGACAGACGCCUCCACUAUACGAUGGCGGUUUUUGGCCUUUUGAAGUGGGUAACAUUGCAUUGUUUUUAAGUCUCCAUCUGAUGAGUGUUCGAGCUUGCAGCAAUUCCGAAAAUUUAAAGUCUCUCAGUGCGGCAUGAAGCUAUUGCACUGGCAUCUGCAGGUGGAGUUGGCCAACAUCUGCUUCGGAGGCAUUGACGAGCGCGAAGAUAAAUCACGCUUUAUUGAGAACGUCAAACGAAUCUACUUCAUAAACAUUAUUGCCGAGCUGCUCUUUUAUGAUAAGAUGAACAAAAACUUUUGGGGACACAAGAAUACAGAUAAUUUUAUAUGCACCUAUGGAAUCGGGCCCUCGUCAUCUGACAAUUCGCGACUUUUGCUAAAAUUCGUAGUGUAUGCUCCGAAGAGUGUAGUCGAUCUGCUGCAGGAUGUCAUUGCCGGAAAGGACGAUCCCAGCAAACCUUUCCAAAUGCCACCAGAGUCGGACUUUAGUGCUCACGUCGAAAUCAAAUCUGUGUGUGCCCGCAAAUUCAUGUAUUCUGGCACCUUGCAUCUCAACAUUUUGAGGUUGGCUGAGCUGGUCUAGAUGAACAUCAGUUUUGCACCCUCAUAAAAUAAAAAUCAUUUCCAUUUUGAAUAUCUGUCAGUUUAGCCAAGUUAAAUUGUACCAGUAUUAGGUUUUCAAAUUUCAAAGUUAGAACUCGGUUAGGUGCUCCGCAUACUUCCUUUACUUCCUCAUUCCAAAUGACCAAGAUCAUCGGCAGCUGGCGAUGGGUUUUCUCCCAAGUUCGACUACACUACGAAGUUGUGGGGAUCAUCGCCUUAGUUAGCCUACUUGUGAUGGGUGUCGUGGACUUUGGAUAUUUCUUCUACGGGGUGGACAUCCUCUGGUGGCGCAGUAUAGUGAUGCAAGAGAAGAUCACUCCGCUGACUGUUAUGUUUCACUUAGCUGGCGUCAAGGUGGCCCUCAUCCUGGGACUCACGUUGUGGAGCUACACACGAGAAGGGGAAAAAACGGAUGCACAGGACAUGCCAAUCUCAUAUGUUCGCAGGCGGUACGGCCGAUUCCUCAUGAUGCGACUACUGGCGUCCUUGGACGACCUGGUCUUGCUUCAUCCUCGGUUGGAGGACUACCUUCAGCGGCACAAGGACUUCUGCGAGGCAGUGGAACUCUUCCGCUGGGAGGCCCGAAAACUGUUCGAGCGCAGCGAUCUUCAGCUCAGUUUGCCGCUCCACGAAGUCCUUCUAGUGCGGGAUCAGCAGGAAGAGGAGCUCCUUCGCCGGGGCUACGACGAGCAGUUGCUACAGCUACGGGAGCUGGACAUUCACAAGCUGGUUUUCCAGUCCUGAGCUGGGUCCUGAGGUUCGGGGAUGUUGGCCACCCGCUUUACCAGUUGCCAAACUUUUUAAUUGGGUUUCGGCAACAAUCUUGGGCUGGCUGUUGUUAAUUUCACUUUGCCAACAUGUUAAUUUUAAUGCAGCUCCCGCAUGUGAGUGGGAGUUCAAAGUCCCCAAAGUGCCGGGCCCUCCCUUCAAUUUCGCUGGAGUGUGGAUAAAGCGUAAUUAAGUUUUGGAAUUGGUACGUUGCAUACUUGAGAGGAGCCUGAAACUCUUUUGGAUUAAUAAAAAC